UAAGCCCACGAUAAGCCGACAGAUGAGUUUAUAAACUUUUCUUCCUGCAAAACCUACAAUUACAUAGGAAUAAUUUUUUUCCACUCAACGCUUUUACACACCCUUUAUAUGUAAUCCCUAGUUCCCAUCUGUUUCGUACAAAGGCACUUGAGUUUUGAAUUUUUAAAAAGACCGCGAAGGGGGAAUGGGUGUUUCCACCCACAUGACUCCCCCUCCCCCCAAUCCCAAAGGGAGAUCCAAGCUUUCGCCACUGACUUAUUGAUCCGUAUGAGGUAUGUAUUCUGAAUCUGUCGUCGAAUGAUCAAGAUAUCAAACAUGGCGGACUAUGAUAAAGAGUUCGCCAAUUAUCCUGGUGGAAAUUUAUGAUUUAACAUAUAUUUCAGAAGCCGUAGUCUUCGCUGCUUGAAAUAUGAAAGGGUGAAAAAUGAAGUAUCCGUUUACAUCAGAGCUCAUACAAAAGUUGAACAAAAUUAAACGAGACCAGGAAGUUCGAGAAGCUCUAGGACCUUAUCUUGAAAAUUUCAAAGCAUUUUACUUUGAAAUCAUAGAAUCGCAACGAACUUUAAAGAGCCGAACUCAGGAUUCUGGACAACCAAUUAAGCAAACACAGCAAUGCAAUGUACCAACAAUAACAAAAAGAGCUCUACUUAAACAACCAAAGGAAUCUUUUAAAUCACAGAGCAAGACAAAACAUGUUACUUUUAGCAAAACAGUAAAGGACGAUUUUACAAGCGUCGGCUACUAUUUUCGGGGAGACAUAGCGCCUUACUGCACGAAAGUAAAAGGAAAAAGAAUUACGUUAGGACAAUUUAAAAGUAUUUUAUGCAGAAAAGGAGUGUUCAGAUAUUACUUUAAAAGAUACUGCAACGAAUUUGAAACAAGAAUUGUGUAUGAAGAACUGACAGAUGAUAAGCAAAUCCUUCCACUUUUUGAUGGCUAUGUUUUUGCUAUGAUAGAAAGCAUCAUGUAAAAGACCUAAUACACAAAUCAAUAAUUAGCUUAAUAAACAUGUUUUCGAAUAAAAAUAUAUAACACAAUUAAAACUUGGAUUGAUAUAAAUUUUCAUACAAUUUAUUGAGAG
Messenger RNA from Parasteatoda tepidariorum (common house spider), 1081 nucleotides. Its product is annotated as axin-1. Gene Ontology annotation, molecular function: molecular adaptor activity; protein kinase binding; beta-catenin binding. The record is from RefSeq and is a predicted model, not a curated record. Lineage: Eukaryota; Metazoa; Arthropoda; Arachnida; Araneae; Theridiidae. Gene Ontology annotation, biological process: negative regulation of canonical Wnt signaling pathway; positive regulation of proteasomal ubiquitin-dependent protein catabolic process; cell development. Gene Ontology annotation, cellular component: plasma membrane; nucleus; beta-catenin destruction complex.